AUGAGUAAGCGAUCUACUUUUUCGUAUUUAAACAGUCAAACUCACCUUAGGAUAUCACAUACCAAUCGAGUUUGAGCUACUACAACAUAUAUUUUCAAACUUUAAUUUUCUACUUGUAAAACUUGUAACUUAUAUACAUAUUAUACUUCAUACUAUGUCUUUCUGUGUUGAUAUUGAAUACUUUGGUAAAUAUUUGAAACGUGUUACCAUUACCGUAGCUUUGAGUAGGGCUUUUUGAUUUUAUACUUACAUUAAUAUAUACCUUUAACGAAAAUUACCACUCUUUUAGUACUGUUUUUACUAUAUUAAUAUAGAAAUACCUUUCAGGACACCUCAAGUCGGUCUACAGCAAGCUGAACAAAUCCAAAAACAAAAUUUCGCAACAGAAACGGGAAGACGAAGUCAUGACGGGCGAGGCGCUGGUUGAAUUCCAGAAUCAGUUCGUCGACAGUGGGCGAGUUGGCCGACGAAAUGCCAUGGCCGACCUUGGGCUAGACGGGUUGGAUCCUGGAGCUCACAAAUUGGCCGAUGAAUUCGAAAAAAUGGGCACUGGCAACAACGAACAGCCCGGAACGUCGACGCAAAAAAAUGACAGUAAGUUGGCUAUAACUUGUAUAUAGGGGAUCGGAGGAAGGGUAUAGGUACAGAGAACGAUAUCCUUAGUAUUCAGAGUAGUUUGACUAUGUUUUUUUGGCUUGGAAUGGCUUUUUUAGCUUCUGGGAGGGUUUUUGAAGAACUGGAAAACAUUUUGCUAGGGCCUGGCCAACUUUUAUGCUAAUUUGUUACCUAAAAAGCCAAAUUUUGAAAAAGUUGUUUUCAGUAUACUUACUACGUUUUAUAAGACAGAUUUGUAAGAAAUUUCAUGUUUAUAUUACACAGUAUGAAGGAGAUCCGACGAUUUGAAAAUGGUCGUACCGUCAAUUUUUCUUUGGGUGUUAAUAACUACGCCUUAAGAUCUUCAAAAACUCAUGUUUUUAGACCAUUUAAGCUUCAAGCUUUAAAACUUUCAAAGCUUUAACAUUUUCCAACCCAAACCACGCUAAUUCCCUCCAUUUCCAGACCAAUAA
Bursaphelenchus okinawaensis is the source of this 1067-nucleotide messenger RNA. NCBI's taxonomy places the organism in Eukaryota, Metazoa, Nematoda, Chromadorea, Rhabditida, Aphelenchoididae. The record is from the annotation of a GenBank genome assembly.